CUAAUUGAAGUCGUCACAAGCUGGAGCCACUGGAGUUUUACAGAGAAGAAAUGUAUCUUUAAUUUUCCACAACUGUCACCGGAGUGUAAUAGAACUUGUACAUUGUAUCAUAAAUGUAGUUUUAGAGAUAUUAAGGUUAGUUGUUGUGUCUUUCUAACGACAUGUCCUUGUGUGGAGGUCGUCACUUUACUCACAACAAGCUGAACUGUUUAAAGACUAUUUUCAACUGUCAGUGGGAUGAAAGCUGGAAUCAGAGCAUCAUCACACAGACUGAACUCUUUGGCCCUGCUCUCCUUUAGAAAGAGACCAUAAUGAAAUCACUUCAGUCCUUCAACACCAAAGCCUCAGGUCUCAGUCUCCUGCUGCUGGAAUCAUCACAGAGUCUGGAACUCAUUCCUGUCCCGUUUUCAGAUAAGGACAUGAGCAGCACUUUUCGUGACACACUGCAGGUUCGAGCCGGUCGCACAAAGAGCCCAUUCAACCAGCGGGGCAGAAAUAUCCUUUCAACGCAGAUGCCAUCUCUCCAGCCACGUACGGGACACUCGAGAGAGACGUGGCAAUAAUAAGCCUGGAAACUUCUUGGCAGCUCGCGGCCAGACACGGCUCAGAUGUCCCCUGAACACCUGGCCAGCAGGCUGCCACUCCAAUCCACACCCUCUCCCCAGCUACCUGUGCAACUCGGACAGGUGUGUGAUAGAAGCUCAGUUAGGCUGAGAAGAGUAAAAUAAGAAACUUCUAACUUCUAAGAUGUUCAACCAAGAGGUGAAACUAAGUGGAACUUUACACUACUGACAGGAGGAUUCUUUCUGUUGACAACGUGGAGCUGCUUCAUCUGCUGUCCGGAUGGUCAUUGCUGCUGGUGGAUGCCUUCAUCCUGUCUGGACACUGACAUCUGGAUGAUGUGCCAGUCCAAAGGGGACGGUAAGAAACCAAAUCAAAGGAAACUUAACUAAGAAGGAAUAUGUAUUUAUUGAGAACUACAUCAAAGAGAGCAUGAAGACGGAGAUGGCUCAACUGCAGCAGAGCGCCGUCCACAACCACACAGCAGCCAUGUUGGAAAUGGGCACCAACCUUCUUUCUCAAACGGCUGAACAGACGCGCAAGUUAACAGACGUUGAGACGCAGGUCCUGAAUCAGACAUCCAGGCUUGAGAUCCAGCUGCUGGAAAAUUCUCUUUCCACUAACAAGUUGGAGAAAGAGUUAAUGAUCCAGACCAAUGAGAUCAGCAAGCUGCAUGACAAGAACAGCCUCCUGGAGCAGAAGAUGUUAGAGAUGGAGAUGCGACACCAUGAGGAGCUGGAGACGCUGAAGCAGGAGAAAGGGAGUCUCCAGACUCUGGUGGGGAGGCAGACCGGGGUCAUCGGGGAGCUGGAAGCUCAGCUGAACCGGGCCACGGGAAACAGCACGGCCCUGCAGAUACAGCAGCAGGAGAUGAUGGACACCGUCCAUAACCUGCUCAACCUCUGCUCCAAAGAUGGAGUCGUGCCUAAUAGCACAAAGGUCGCAGAAGAAGAGAAGAAGUUCCGCGACUGUGCCGACCUCCACCAGGCUGGCUUCAAUAAGAACGGAGUCUACACCAUCCAGAUCAACCCUCAGGAGACCAAAAAGGUGUAUUGCAACAUGGAAACAGCCGGCGGCGGAUGGACGGUCAUUCAGCGCAGAGAAGACGGCAGCUUGGACUUCCAGAGAACGUGGAAGGAGUACAAGACGGGUUUUGGGAGCUUGCCUGCGGAGCACUGGUUGGGGAACGAGUAUGUUUACCAGUUGACCAGCCAGAGACAGUACGCCCUCCGUGUAGAGCUGACGGACUGGGACGGACACCAGGCCUUCUCACUAUAUGACCGCUUCCAAAUCGGCAGUGAGAAGCAAAACUACAGGCUGUUCCUGAAAAGCCACAGUGGGACCGCAGGCAGACAGAGCAGUCUGGUAAUCCACGGAGCAGACUUCAGCACCAAGGACAUGGACAAUGACAACUGCAUGUGCAAGUGUGCCCUCAUGCUCACCGGUGGUUGGUGGUUUGAUGCCUGCGGCCCGUCCAACCUUAACGGCAUGUACUUCACCCAAGGACAACACGUGGGGAAGCUGAACGGUAUCAAGUGGCACUACUUCAAGGGUCCCAGCUACUCGCUACGAGCCACGGUCAUGAUGAUCCGCCCCCUGGACUUCUCCUAGUCUUUUGAACUUUUAACUUCCAAACAGCUAUGUAGCACAUUAGAGGGACGCUUCCCAUUUUAUCCUCUUGUCUCAUCUCAUUUCGCCGCCCCCACCGGGAGAGUCGUCCAAUGAAUCUUUUUUUAUUCAACCUGGUUCCUCUCCAGAGCAACGGCUAUCGCUGUGCUCCGCUGUUGCCUCGUAACCUUUCCCCUCGAUGGACUGGAAAGCAGCCACGGGGAGGACAGCAGAGCAAAGACACCUGAAACUGAUGUCUGUUCCCAAGCAGAUUCAAGCAUGAUGUCAAAUCACAACGUUUUUUUCCAUUUUCCUGGGGACCUGUGCUGUAAUAACUUGGAUGAUUUGAACUCUUCUGAAUGGAAAGCAGCUAUCACAGAGCAGCACUGACUCUUGACCUGCUGGACAGAACUUCUCUGGAACGCUCGAAGGAGACAAAUUGCUUUUUUAUUAAAAUGUUGCCCACAGAACACAGCCCAUAAUAUUACCAUUGUAUUAUAUAUUGUGUUUUUUUAGUAUUAUUUUUGUUAUCCCAACUGUAUACAAUAUCCAAAGUGAGAUGAAAUUGUCUUUUUUACUGUAAUUUCUGUCUGCAUUAAGUAUAAAACACACGCUCAGUUUUAAGGUGACCUUAAACAACUCAAGUGAUGAGUCAGGAGGGUCACUUGCUGGCACUAGCUGUCUUGACAGAGUGUGAUUAUUUUUAGAGUUCAAGAUGUUUGGUUUUUAUUGGGUGAGAUUCUGGACUUGGAUCCAUUUGCUUUUUGUUAUUGGCUGAGAGACGACUAAUACCGGCCAAGGCUCAGAUUAUGAGUGAUCACCAUACCUCUGCUGAAUAUGAAAAACAAGGACAUUAAUACAAAUGCAUAUAAUUAGUGAUAUAUAACAAUUACAGCUGUGUGCACGUGGGGGGAAGAGAAAGGACGUUAUACAACAAGUGAUACAGCUAUACGGUAUAUUCCUGAGUGUGAUGAUGACCUCGUCAUGAUCCAUGCAUAUUUACAAAGAUGUAAAUGCUUAUAUUAAGCUGGUGUCCCACAUGUACAAGCUCUCUGAAUCUUAUUUCUAAAACUGUAAGUGACAUUAUAAAACCCCUUUCAGACUGGUCCUAACCUCUUACCUUAUGCCGAAUUCACACCGGAUUAGCAGUGAAGUGCGGCCUGCGGCGAGCUACCAUGCAAUGUCUAUGAAAAGAUGCAGCAGCCGCCCCCGAGCUCAGCGAGCUGCAGCCAAACUAAAAGUUUAACUUUUAGCGGUGAAGUGCGGCCACAGAGGACAGAUCCUGUGAUUCCUGUGACAUGGUGACCUAUGUUACAAAGAAUUUCUUCCCGCCUGAAACACAUGAACACACCUCCCGGCCGCAGAAAAAUGCUGGCCGCACUUCGCCACUGCCUGGUGUGAAAUCAGCAUUAAAGGGAUAGUUCUGAUUUUUUGAAGUGGGGUUGUAUGAGGUACUUAUCCAUAGUCAGUGUAUUACCUACAGUAGAUGAUGGUCGGCAUGCCCCCAGUUUGGAGAAGCAGACAGGAGUUACUCUACGGAAGCAAAGCGGGGACGGGGGCAGCAGAAAAACGUAGUUUAGCCACCUAAAAGAAAGACCCAGCAGCGCUGAGCAACACACACAGACUUCGGCUGCAUUCAUUCAAAAUCCGGAAACACUGCACCUUCCCGCAGCGUUGUGUGAAGUUAGUUGUGUGUUUAUUUGUGUUUUAGAAUGUAACCGCCGGGAAACAAUCAGAUAAUAACGUUUUAUUUCUCUGAUUCGCUGCUUUGUUCUCCCUAACGCCGCUCCCUCACUUCAUUCACUCUGUAGCUUGCUCGACCAUCGCCACUCUCUGUCUCCCUCGCUCGCUCGUUGAGCCGACGAGGAGUAGUGAAUGCUGUGUGUUUACAACAGCAGUGGUUACAAAUUAUACCUUUAAACUGAUAUUGAUUUUUCAAUACGUCACACGUCCACAUUUUUCGUCCACAGCAGUACAUUGCUUUGCUUCCGUGCCGUAACUUCUGUCUGUUUCUCCAAACUGGGGGCGUGCCGACCGUCAUCUACUGUAGGAUACACUGACUAUGGAGAAGUACCUCAUACAACCCCACUUCAAAUCACCCCACCUAUCCCUUUAAGACAAAGCAGAUCAUUAAGACAAGUUACAUCCAACAUAUUUUUCACAGACAAUAACAUGCCUUAGAAUCCAGCCAGUUUCUGUUUCUCAUCAAUGCAGCUUAGGAAAAAAAAGGAGUUAGAGUUGGAUAUGAAGCAUGAAAUUAAUGAUUCCACCAAGUGAUCCGUGUGAACACAUAUUUCAUAACUUCCAGCUUUACAACAACAGAAUCUACUGUGGAGUAUCUGCUAAAGUUGCAUGUGCAGAGAAGAUGGAAUGUAUCUGGAACUUGUAAAACUGCAAUUGACAUGUUUAUUAGCAUACUAAAAUGGUAUAAUUUAACGUGUGUGUACGCAAAGCAGCUUUCCUGAGGAAAGCCGUUCUUUUUUUUUCCUGUUUUUACUCUGCCAGAGGUACAAUGAUGUUUUGAAGUUGAGCAUAAAACAUAGAAGUUAAGAUAAUAACCCUGGGGAAAUGUGCCUUUGAUAACUCUGCUUUUACCUCAUUCGAUUCCAGAUUUGCAGAUUUAUUUAAACGUCUUUCGUAACAUGUGGUCAGUGUUGUGUUGCUAGAUUGAAUAAAAGAGAAAAUGUUUUCAA
This is a messenger RNA of Sebastes umbrosus (honeycomb rockfish), 4862 nucleotides long. It is a transcript of the gene angpt1, whose product is annotated as angiopoietin 1. Bases 994 to 2172 code for a protein of 392 amino acids. The transcript is spliced from 12 exons. The record is from RefSeq and is a predicted model, not a curated record. Gene Ontology annotation, biological process: angiogenesis; Tie signaling pathway. Lineage: Eukaryota; Metazoa; Chordata; Actinopteri; Perciformes; Sebastidae. Gene Ontology annotation, molecular function: receptor tyrosine kinase binding.